Salvia miltiorrhiza (redroot sage) is the source of this 1789-nucleotide messenger RNA. RefSeq names its product putative FBD-associated F-box protein At5g56690. The transcript is spliced from 5 exons. Lineage: Eukaryota; Viridiplantae; Streptophyta; Magnoliopsida; Lamiales; Lamiaceae. The record is from RefSeq and is a predicted model, not a curated record. The coding region runs from base 249 to 1694 and encodes 481 amino acids. Gene Ontology annotation, molecular function: protein binding.
GAACGUGUGGGCCCAAUUAAAAGUAUCCCCAAAAGUAUUUAAACCCAAACAGACGAAAAACGAACCCAUUGCCUCCCGUACCAGCGAUCUGAAUCAAAAAUUGAAACUCAAAAAAAUUCAUCAGCCAAAUCUUAUUAAAAUCUAUUCCAAAUUUAAAUUCUGUAUCUGCUAUCAAUUUGAUCAGCAGAACUGAGUAACAGACUUUUUUUUUCUUUUUUCUUUUUGAGGCAGAGGAACAGACUUUAUUGAUGGAGCACAAGGCUCUAUCUAGAAAACGAAAGCAAGAGGAGAUGGGGAUAGAUGGUGCUAAUAAACAGCAUAGGAGUGAUAAUGGUGGUAUUGACAAGUUACCUGAUGAUGUACUAAUCAACAUUGUGUCUCACAUGAGCUUCAAGGAAGCCGUGAGGGCGAGUGUCCUUGCGCGUCGAUGGGGACGUCUGUGGAAGUUUUUCCACGGGACUCUGCGAUUUGACGAUGGGGAUAUAUCCACCAGAUACCUAUUGGCAAUUAAAAAGUUGGAGUCUUGCGUGAAUACACUGAAUGUUCAUGAAGGCGGGCAUGUUGAUGGCGUUGUCGUUCACUUUAAUGUGCACCUUAGGGGCGUACUGAGAGGUGGGUUUUAUCACCCGACGAGGCGUGCACUCGAUAAUUUGGUGUAUUUUGCUACUCGUAAGGAAGUUCAAACGCUUGAAGUGAAGCUCUCAUCACACAAUGGAUAUGAUUAUGAUUAUUGCGAAUAUUUUUUCCCACAUGUUGGGUUGUUGAAAUCCCAUUCGUCUUUCAGCAGCCUGAGAGCCCUUAGAUUGAGCCGUGUUGGUGUCACGGACGAGCUGGUUUGUUAUCUCCUAGCGUCGUGUCGCAGUCUCGAAGAGCUCUGCAUACGGUCCGCUGACUUGCUGAAGAAUCUUCGUGUUAUUGAUCCGCCGAGCUUGAGAGCUUUGGAGAUAACCAGAUGUUGUAGUAUCCAGAGUCUUGAGAUAUCUGCAGUGGGACUCGUCUCGUUAACAUAUGGAGGGAGGAAAAGCAGGCUGUUGCUGAAGAAUAUUCCGAAUGUUCGUGAACUUGCUCUUGUCGAUGAAUCGUGCCUCUACUUUGUUCGGGAACCAGAGAAGCACUCGAGCUAUUCGCCUCAGCUGGAGAAGCUCGUGUUGGAUAUACGAAAACUGGAUGGCAGGUACGGGCGAAUCGUUGCCCCUCCGGAUUCGCCUCAACUCUGCUCUCUCAUACGGCUCGAAGUGAAGGUAUUCAUAUUGCUCGGCCGAAGGCUCCUCUUCACACCGUUGAUCAAGGGAUCUCCACAUCUACGCGAGUUCAGGAUUGAGCUAAGCUACUCAGUGUUCCCACAGAAUAAUAAAAAGCCACCAUUUCCCGGAAUAAUAUCGAAGACCGGGAGAUUAGUUCAUAGAAAUCUUAAGGUGGUUGAGAUGGCUGGGUACAUAGGGUGUAGUUGUGCAGAAGAGUUGUUGUUGGUGUUGACGAGGAAAUGUCCAUCAAUCGAGAGGAUUGUCAUUGAUACUGCGAGUGAUUAUUACUCUGAUGAUCCUCGACUCUACGUUGAAGAUCUUUCGAAAGGAGACAGACUUACAUAUGGUCGUCAUUUGCAUAUGAGGGCAACCACACGGAACGUAGCAAAAGAGCGCGCCCAACGUUUCGUAUCAAAAAUUCCAAAACAGAUCAAAGUCAGCGUUUCAUGAUAAGUGUUUGUUUAUGUCUUGCAUAAAGUAUUCACAGACCUCCUUGAUGUGUUGAUGUGCUGCCGUAUUUGAAGGUAUUUAUUUAUUUGUUAGUA